AACACUAAUAACAUCCAUAAACUAUCUAUAUUAUUAGGGUUAGAUGCACAAUGACGUCAUUUUGCUUUUUGGGUAUAGAGCAACAUGGAUCUAUCUGCUCCCUCUUGUGCUCAGAAAAAAAAAUACAUUUCAUGAGACACUCAAGUAUCACAUCGGAAAUACAAGAGAACUAAGCCUUGUGUAUAAGUUCCACCUAGCUCAUUAAUACGAUGCACUUGGGAAGGAACCCAAAAUUAAAUCCGUGAGGGCUUGGCUCAAAGCCGACAACAUCGUACUAAUGGAGCACUCGGUCUCGUCAAAUGGUAAUCAGAGGCUAAUUCGGGGCGGUUGUCGUUAGGGUACGGUGGACCCCCAUUAGGUGACCUCACGAUUUGAGAUAUGCAUUUUUUUGGCGGAUCAUGGAAGAUCUGCUUUGGUAAUUUGUCUAGUGGAUCAAGUGAAGAUCUCUAUAUGAUAAAUCCCUAUGUCAAAGAUCAUGUCGAUAUAAGGUGUCUGGCGGAUCAAGAUAAUUGCAGAGAAGAAGACACGAAGUUCGUGGUCCUUGUCUUGAGGGGAGGAUUGUUAUAAGACAAUCAAAUUAACACAUCAGAAAUACAAGAGAAAUAAUUCUUGUAUAUAAGUGUUCAUCUAGCUCAUUACUCAUUAAUAUGAUGCCAUUGGGGAGAGAACUCAAAAGUAAACCGUAUGGGUUUAAUCCAAAACGAACAAUAUCAUACCUAUGAAACAUCGUCGGAUCUCAAUUAUGAGUUAGAUUUCUCUAACCCAAACCCAAACCCAAUGAAUACAUCCGCUAAAAACACUCAACAAAAUGCUCACUAGUGAUAAUACCACUAGCCUAGAAGCUGGAAGUUUCAUGUUCGAAUUCCUUAAGUAGUAACUUAAUCACAAAAAUAAAACCUAUAUCACCCUUAUAAAAAAUUGCCCACUAGAUUGUUAGGAGAGAAAACCCAACCAAGCCUAUAUCCAAUUUCCACAUGACAAGUCUAAAUAACGAGAUGCUAGACCCAAACCCAUUGUUAUUCCUAUCCUACCAAGGCUAUUGAGGUGAGACUUUUUCUAGUGGUGAUUAAUAGCCACUAAUUCUGCUGACCCAUUUGCAGAAAUUGUAGCAGUCGGUUUCUGUAGGCUUAUAGGAUGAUGGGAUCUUGGAAAGUCUUAACUACUUAUAGUUAAGAAUUUCAACUUUGCAAUUGAGAGUUGUCUUCUCUCUUCUAUUUCUACGCGCCCUUUAAUUUUCCUCCCUUCCUUUUAUGGUCCCUACUUUUGCAGUAAGUGAUCGAAAUCGGCAGGCAUUUUCUUGGUGUUUCACUGGCCCCCACUCAAUCACCUUCUUUAAACUAAUUUAUAAUUAUAAUGGUUGUAACCAUCAGCUUAAUCUUUUAUUUAUUAAGGAAAGGAAGCUGUCUCUGGAGGACUGUAGAUUCGUUAACAUGAAAGGGACGUACGUGUUAUAAUGAUUUCUAUUUUAUCCAUGAACAUUAUUAGUUAGCUUUGUAAUGGAACUAGUACUACUCCUCUAAUUUUCAAUGAUAUCAUAUGGUCCUAUACCCAAUCUUUCGGUCCCUAGAAAAUGUUUAAAAGUGAAGCUUAGAACAAAAGGUUUAGGACUCUUGAAUAAUAAGAAAAGGGUUGGUUAGUUUAGCGUUAUUCGUGAUAAUAUGGAACAUGUAUUUCUUAGUUUUCACUAUAACAAAUUAUGCUUGCAUGUUGGCUCGCUAGAAUAUCUGGUUAUAAGUGUUUAAAUUAGUAAUUUCUCCUAUUGAUAUUUAGUAACACAUAUCUACUUCUAAUAUUGACGACAAGAUGGAGCAAAAUUAUAAGACUUGGGACACAUCUUGAUGGUUAGACCUUAAAUAUCCAAUUAGUAAAGAAACACUUAUUGUUGUUUAAUCAAUUUGGAAUGUUAUUUUUUAACAUUCACGUUUUCAUUGAUUUUCAAUCUUAUCGUCUCAUAUUCAAGUUCAUUAAAUAGCACCUAAUAACCAAAAAAUUAACAUCUAUAUCACCCUUAAAAAAAUCACUCCAUAAACGAUCUUGUCAAUCUCCAUAGUUUCUUGUCUACCCCAUCUUUUGGAGGUAGUUGUAAUUAUAUAGUUUUGUAAUGAAAAAUAAGAAAAAGAAGUAAAUAUAAAAAAAGGGGGGAAAAUGAAGACGUGAAGGACCAUUUCGUGCUCCUUAUUCUUUCCCCCUCGCAAGUUGAGGAGGUUUUCUGUGGAUGUCUGUUCAAGUUAAAUGCACUCACUCCUAUUUUCCCUCUUUCUUUUCUUCUUUUCUUUUGGGUCUCUGUCCUUUCUGUUUGGUCAUUGCUGUGAAUCUUCCUUUUGCAAUUUGGCAGCCAGAGAAAACCCUGCUGUACUUCCUUUCUUUCAUGUUGUAAUAAAUUUGGUUCUAACCCCUCUUCUUCAUUUAUAAAAGCUGACAAAAGCUCCAAGCUUUCAGCUUCUCCAUAAAUUUUACUGUACUUCAGCUUUUUUCCUCCUAUCACUUCCGAACCUUUCCAGUUUCAAGCAAUGAGGGCCAAGAGAGGGAACCGUUCUGAGGCAUUUUGGCCUUCCCUCGUGAUGAAGAAAUGGCUGAACAUUAAGCCCAAGGCUUGUGAUUUCAGCGAAGAUGAAUUCACAGAGAAUGAGAGUGAAGAUGAUGCUUGCUCGCUUAAGGAUGAAAGUGUUAAUGUGAAUGAAGAUCAUGGUCGUAGAACUCAAUUGAACCAAUAUGAGCCCCACCACCAGAAUGAACCUUCCAAGGGCUAUUCCCUGAGACACAGACGGGGUAAAUCCGAAACUCUGCGUAUCCAGUACAUAAAUACCAAGGAUGUGAGGGUGACAAUAGGCACUUGGAAUGUUGCUGGUAUAUCACCGGACAAUGAUCUUGAUAUCGAGAGCUGGCUUUGCACAGAAGAACCAGCAGAUGUGUAUAUUAUUGGUUUCCAAGAGGUAGUCCCUUUGAAUGCUGGGAAUGUAUUUGGGGCAGAAAACAACAGACCAAUUCGGAAGUGGGAGUCAAUCGUUCGAAGAACCUUGAACAAAUCUUGGCAGCCUAAGAGCAAACACAAAUGUUACAGUGCCCCACCUUCUCCAGUAUUGAGGACUUGCUCUGUUGCUGAUUUACUUUCAGGUGAGGUUGAUGCUUUACCACUAGACCUCACAAAUGAAGAAUACCUAGAACCUACAGCUGAUUGUCAAUUUGAAAGAAAUGAGCCAAAGAAAGCUGAAGUUGCCACGGGCAAAAAUUUGAACCUGAGGGGUAUCUUUGGGAUAGAUACCGGCAAUAGACUGGACUGGCCCGAGCAUUCAUUAGAUGCAGCUCCACAAAUCAUCUCAUCAAAUCCCAAGCUGAGAAGGGUACUCAGUAGCUCAGCUAGAAUAAGCUCUACUUGGGAAGACAGCCUAGGUAGUCCUCGGAGUUUCAUAGUGAACAAAAGUGGGUUGAAGAGAACCCAUCAUAGUUCUGGGGACCUUGGAUCAUUAUUGUGGGACUUACAGCAGCCAAAAGAGGUGACGAUGACUGAGCUUCCUGAAGUUGUUGAUACAGCAGAAAGUGUGUCUGAUGGAUUAUCUGAUGAAGAUGAAGACGACUUGUUUGCAGCAGAAGUACCAAGCUAUGACCAACGUUGUGGUGUUGUCAAAGGAAAGAAAUAUCCCAAGUAUGUGCGCAUCGUGAGCAAGCAAAUGGUGGGGAUAUAUGUGUCAGUUUGGGUGCGGAAGAGGCUGAGGAGACAUGUCAACAACUUGAAGGUCUCUCCUGUUGGAGUUGGUCUCAUGGGAUACAUGGGGAACAAGGGAUCUGUUUCUGUUAGUAUGUCCCUAUACCAGUCGAGGAUGUGCUUUGUUUGUUCUCAUCUGACGUCUGGUCAGAAAGACCGGGCUGAACAAAGGCGGAAUGCUGAUGUCUAUGAGAUCAUAAGGCGCACUCGUUUCUCCUCAUCUGUCCUUGAUGCAGAUCAGCCACAGACCAUCCCUGCUCAUGAUCAAGUAUUCUGGUUUGGUGACUUGAACUAUCGGCUCAACAAGUUGGACUCAGAAGUAAGGAAGCUUGUUGCCUUGAAGCAGUGGGAUGAACUUAAGAACAGCGAUCAACUAAUCAGAGAACUCCGAAGUGGGCACGUAUUCGAUGGAUGGCAAGAAGGAACAAUAAACUUCCCCCCUACUUACAAGUACGAGAUUAACUCUGACAGAUAUGUUGGAGAGCAUCCAAAAGAAGGAGAAAAGAGGAGAUCUCCAGCAUGGUGUGACAGAAUACUUUGGCUAGGAAAAGGCAUAAAGCAACUCUUCUACAGACGAGCAGAUCUCCGAUUAUCAGAUCAUCGACCAGUGAGUUCGAUGUUUGUGGUAGAAGUCGAAGUCUUUGAUCACCGAAAGCUGAAGAAGGCGCUGAAUGUGAAUAGUGCAGCAGUUCAUCCCGACAUUUUCCUCUUUGACGAUGAAAACUAGCAAAUGUUACACAAGGUAAACUCCAAUCUUCACUCUUUUGCUAUAAUAAGCUUACAAAGUUGGAGUGAAGUUCACAACUUCCCCCUAAACCCAGAAAAGAUUUUCAAUCAAUUUCCCACUCUUGAAGUUGAAGUUUCUUGUAGUUCAAGUUUUGUUCUGAUGGCCACCUCACAGAAUCCGUCCUUUUCUCCCCAUUCAGGAGAUUACAGAUCACGGUGGAGAAUGACCAGAUAAACCAGAUAUGAUCUAAGUAUGAUAAUGAAGAAGAAGAAAUCCAAACGGUGAGAAAUACAAAUAACUGCCAGAAGGCAGCUUGCUUGCAAAUUUUUGGCAGGAGUAGAGCAGCAACAGCAGAAAAAGAAUAGCAGUGUUUUUUUAUUGAUUAGUUUUGUGUGUUCUUUUGGGGGUGGGUGGUAAGUGUACAGAUAAGGAGAAUAGUUCUCUUCCACUUUAUAGAUAGUCUUUUCUCUUUUCCUUUUCAUACAAAGCUUCACUUUUUGUGUGUAAAAUAGAGGUGUUUGUUGGCUUGGGUUGCUUCUUUCUGUGCCUUCUGCGUUAUGGCAUUGUGAAUUAGUUUUGUUUAUCACUUUUAUUAUACCAACAAUGAGAUGUAACUUAUGAACUCUGCAACUAAUACAAAAUAUUUCACAAGUAUAUCUCCAAAUUUUAGCUUGCUUGUCUCUCAAACUCACAGACUUCAACAUCAUGGGUACCCGACAAAUGAAAACUCGCUCUAUCGAAUACAACAAUAGACACUCGGUCGAAUAAAUUGAAUUUUCUUAA
Molecule: messenger RNA, 5213 nt
Organism: Linum trigynum
Lineage: Eukaryota; Viridiplantae; Streptophyta; Magnoliopsida; Malpighiales; Linaceae
Source: the annotation of a GenBank genome assembly